AUGCCAUUUCCGAUGAAGAUCCAGCCGAUUGAAUCCGAUUUUCCGGCGAUAAGAGACUCAGCUCGAGUGGAAUCAGGCAAACCGGUGCUCAAAUCUCGUCUCAAGCGUCUCUUAGAUCGUCCGUUCACAAAUGUCUUGAGAAGCUCUAAUAACUCGGAGAAAUCACUCAUCUCCGCUACCGGAGAAGCUCAAUACGGCAGAGAUGGAGCCUCCGAGUUCGAGCCGAGCUCCGUGGCUUUAGCGAAGAUGGUUCAAAACUAUAUGGAGGAAAACAACGAGAAGCAAACGAAGAACGGACGUAAUCGCUGCAAUUGUUUCAACGGGAACAACGAUGAUAGCUCCGACGACGAAUUCGACUUGUUCGGUUGCUCCGUCGAUUCGUUCAACGACGCUUAUGACCAUUUCAAGAGCUUGAUUCCAUGCGCGAGCGUCGUUGAGAAGAAUCUGUUAGCUGAAGUUGCGAAGAUUGUAGAGAAGAACAAAUCAACCAAACGGAAAGACGAUUUGAGGAAGAUCGUCGUUGAUGGACUCUCGUCUCUUGGUUACGAUUCCUCAAUCUGUAAAUCGAAAUGGGACAAAACUCGCUCUUAUCCGGCCGGCGAGUAUGAGUACAUAGAUGUGAUUGUUAACGGUGAAAGGAUUCUAAUUGAUGUGGAUUUUCGAUCGGAGUUCGAGAUCGCACGGCAGACGAAUGCUUACAAGGCGUUACUUCAAUCUCUGCCGUUCAUUUUCGUCGGGAAAUCUGAUAGGGUUCGUCAGAUUGUGACAAUGGUCUCAGAGGCGGUGAAACAGAGUUUGAAGAAGAAAGGGAUGCAUUUUCCUCCAUGGAGGAAAGCUGAUUACAUGCGUGCUAAAUGGCUGUCUUCAUACACCCGAAUCUCCGGCAACAGCGCCAAUGAGCCGGCGGUUGAUUCCGCCGCCGCCGUGGCACAAGCGAAGCUAGAUUGUGCAGAGAUUGAGCUGAGUUUCGAGGAGAAAUUUUUGUCUUCUUCCUCUCCUCUUCUGUCUGUUGCCAGAAAUGGUGGUGACAUGGCAAAACCGGUGGAGAGAGAAACGAAGGUCGUCGUCACGGGAUUAGCUUCACUGUUCAAAGAUAAUCCCUAA
Molecule: messenger RNA, 1104 nt
Organism: Microthlaspi erraticum
Lineage: Eukaryota; Viridiplantae; Streptophyta; Magnoliopsida; Brassicales; Brassicaceae
Source: the annotation of a GenBank genome assembly